This is a messenger RNA of Euleptes europaea (tarantolino), 9197 nucleotides long. RefSeq names its product Dmx like 1 (gene DMXL1). The record is from RefSeq and is a predicted model, not a curated record. Gene Ontology annotation, molecular function: protein binding. Gene Ontology annotation, biological process: vacuolar acidification. The coding region runs from base 12 to 9197 and encodes 3061 amino acids. NCBI's taxonomy places the organism in Eukaryota, Metazoa, Chordata, Lepidosauria, Squamata, Sphaerodactylidae. The transcript has 45 exons. Gene Ontology annotation, cellular component: RAVE complex.
AGAGCCCCGCCAUGAACCUGCACCAGGUGCUGACGGGAGCUGUCAACCCCGGGGACCAUUGCUUCUCCGUGGGCAGCGUCGGAGGGCAUCCCUUCACGGCAUAUGCAUCAGGCUGUGAUAUUGUGAUACUGGGGACUGACUUUGAAAGAUUACAAAUAAUUCCUGGAGCAAAACAUGGCAAUAUACAAGUGGGAUGUGUGGAUUGCUCUAUGCAGCAAGGCAAGAUUGCAGCCUCCUAUGGGAAUGUGAUUUGUAUUUUUGAGCCAGUUCAGUGUCUGAAACAGAAGCAUAAUUGUCAUACUGGGCUGCAAUAUCAGUGGCAGAAAUCAGGUCAAAUUUCCCUGGAGCAUAUGGUACAUAACUUAACAUGGGACCCGACAGGCUCUCGUCUGUUGACUGGUUCCAACUGUCUGCAGCUAUGGUCCAAUAUUAGUUUUGAAAAUCCAGCAGAAGAUGAAAACCAUGAAAAAGCAGAUGUUCAGGACUGGAGAAUUGUUUGGCAAUGCAAAACUGCUUCUCAAGUUCAUCUAAUGAAGUUUUCACCAGAUGGAGAAUUUUUUGCUACUGCUGGGAAGGAUGAUUGUCUCGUGAAGGUGUGGUAUAAUACUGAUAGUUGGAAAUCAGCAGUUUCUCCUCAAGUUCCAACACCAGAACCUAUUGCACAGGAAGUAGAUUUCUCAUUUAUUUAUUUGGUUCACCCUCGGUCUGUUAAUGGAUUUUCAUGGAGAAAGACGAGUAAAUAUAUGCCACGUGGUGCUGUAUGCAAUGUACUGCUGACAUGCUGCAAGGAUAAUAUAUGCCGUCUCUGGGCAGAAACUCUGUUGCCUAAUGAUAGUCUGCUCUACGGGGGUGGAUGCAGCCAUUGGCCUGAGCCAGUGAAAUUAAGUAAUAACUUUAAAAGAAAUGCUUCUAGUAAGGAAAGUAUGAAGAACGCUUUAGAGUUAAAUCUAAAGCCCUUUCGACGAGGGAGAAGAAGGUCUAUAGCACUUGCCCAUACUGGGUACUUGCCACAUCAACAAGAUCCUCAUGAAGUUCAUCGAAACACUCCACUGCAAUCAAAUGCACUUUGCCAUUUUCAUAUUGCUGCCAGCAUCAAUCCAGCCACAGACAUUCCUCUGCUCCCUUCCAUCAUGUCUCUGAGUCUUAAUGAAAAUGAAGAGAACAGUGGACCUUUUGUGGUGCACUGGCUAAACAAUAAAGAAUUGCAUUUUACUUUAUCAAUGGAGGUCUUUUUACAACAUCUUAAAAAGAAUUUUGACCAUAUUUCUUCAGAGGCCAGCACAGAAGAAUCUAAUCAGAUGGAUAUAAAAUCUGAUGAAGAAAUGGACGAAAAUAGAGAAGAUCACAAAGGGAAUCAAGAACAGUUAGAAUUUAGUGGUGAAAAACCCGUUUCAAAUUCAAGCUAUGUUCCCUUGCCAUCUGCUGUUAUUGAUCAUGAAAUUGAAGUACAGCUGUCUGAAUGGAAUAAAAAUGCAGACAUGUUAUUUAGUAUUCAUCCUAUGGAUGGGUCAUUGCUGGUAUGGCAUGUAGGUUGGCUAGAUGAAUACCAGCCAGGCAUGUUUCGUCAAGUACAGGUGUCAUUUGUUUCAAGGAUCCCUGUAGCCUUUCCCACCGGCGAUGCAAAUUCACUUUGCAGAAGUAUAGUGAUGUAUGCUUGUACCAAGAAUGUUGAUCUAGCUAUUCAACAAGGCAAACAAAAACUAUCUAGCUUUGGCCAUUCCUGCUCAAUGUUAAUCUCUUCAGGACACAGCAAAUCAUCGCACAGCUUAAAAUUAAGCAUCUUCACCCCAAAUGUUAUGAUGAUUUCUAAACAUGCAGAUGGAUCUCUGAAUCAGUGGCUAGUCAGUUUUGCAGAGGAAUCCGCUUUUUCAACCGUACUCAGUAUUUCCCACAAAUCAAGAUACUGUGGUCAUCGUUUCCAUCUUAAUGACCUGGCUUGUCACUCAGUACUGCCGCUGUUACUUACAACCUCCCAUCAUAAUGCAGUAAGGACGCCAGUUGUUGAUAGCGGGCAAGAGGCACAUGAUGACUCACCUUCAACAUCUCAGAAUAAAAGCCCCACAGGCACAUCAUCACAGGAUUUCACUGCUGUCUACAGUGAACUUAUCCUUUGGAGAGUUGAUCCUGUUGGGCCACUGUCUUUUUCUGGUGGCGUUUCGGAACUUGCACGAAUCAACUCCCUUCAUGUAUCUGCUUUUUCAAAUGUGGCGUGGCUGCCUACCCUUAUACCCAGUUACUGCCUCGGUGCAUAUUGCAAUUCUCCAAGUGCUUGUUUUGUUGCAAGUGAUGGACAGUAUCUGAGACUCUAUCAAGCUAUCAUAGAUGCAAAAAAGCUUCUGUGUGAACUGUCAAAUCCAGGAAUUUCUAAAUAUGUUGGUGAAGUUUUUAACAUCAUAAGUCAGCAGUCCACAGCCAGACCAGGAUGCAUUGUAGAACUGGAUUCCAUUACAGAGCUGCAUGGUGGAAGAAUGCAGUUACUCCAUGUUUUUCAAGAAGAUUUCAUUUUGAAUCACCAUGAGACUAAACUGUCAGAAAAAAACACCCCGUUACUAGACUCUGAUUAUCAGAAAAAUGGGUUUUCUGAAAAAUUCUAUUUAGUCGUAAUUGAACACAUGCCAAACAGUUCAAUGUUACACAUGUGGAAACUACAUUUGAAGUCUGUACCAGUCUCAGUGGAUGAACAAAUAAAGUCAAAGGCAUUUGAAGCAAUGUCUCACGAAGAAGACCUCUGUUCUCCAGAUCAAGAGAAGCUCCAGUGUUCCUUCACACAAAAAUAUGAAGCUUGCCGAGAGAAACUUCAAAGUACCAGCCAACUUGCUCUUUUUUCAGAACUAGUUUAUAGUCAAGAACUGAAUUUGCCACAAGGAGUAGAGAUAAUAAGCAUAAAGCCAUCUGCAGGUCACCUGAGUUCUUCCUCCAUAUAUCCAGUCUGUCAUGCUCCUUAUCUUCUUGCAACUUUAUGCUCAGAUGGUAAGGUUAGAUUUUGGAGAUGUAGAGUGACAUUGGAAUCAGGUAUUGUUUCUGAACCAGGGAGUAGUCCAGAUGUUGGUACGUAUAUAUGGGAAGAAUGGCCAUUGCUAAUUGAAGAUGGAUUUCUAAGUAGCAGUUCCCUUAAUGUGCCAGGUAAACCUCUUGAAAUUAGUUGUGCACAUACAAAUCGAUUAGCUGUGGCAUACAAGCGAAAAACACCCCAGAAUGGUGGAUCUUCUCAAGACUCUUCAGUGAACAUUGGCAUUUUUGAAUGUGAAUCUACUGGAGGAUCUUGUUGGAUAUUGGAACAAACUCUUCACUUGGAUGAACUACACCCAACAUUGGACUCUUUGGGUAUUGACAGUAACUCAAUGGCAGAUGGAAAGGAGAACAUAAUACCUAGCACAAAGCAUUUAGUUCACUUAGACUGGAUGUCUAGGGAAGAUGGCUCACAUAUCCUAACAGUAGGUAUUGGGCCAAAACUUUAUAUGUUUGGUCAUCUGGCUGGGAAAUUGCAAGAACAAACUGGUAAGGAAGCAUUUGUAUUGCCACUGUGGGAAAAUGCUAAGACUUCAAACCCUUCCAGAUUUGUAUUGCUGCGAUGUGUGGAUUUAGUAUCAUCUGUAGAAGGUUCACCCCCUUUACCCAUUUCUUUGUCUUGGGUUCGUGAUGGGAUCCUUGUAAUUGGAAUGGAUUGUGAAAUGCAUGUUUAUUCUCAGUGGCAGCCUCUUUCAAAGCAAGAGCCUGUUUCCACAGACUCUUACAGUGGGAGUACACCAUCCAUAACUAGUUUAAUGAAACAAAACCAAUCCUCUGGUCUCCAUCCACCAAAGCGAGCAUUAACCAGAUCAAUGACAAGUCUUGCACAGAAACUUAGUGGAAAGAGAACUGCAUUCGACCUGUCGUUAGAGAUGGAAGAUUCUGGACUGUUUGAAGCAGCUCAUGCGUUAUGUCCAACUUUACCUCAGUACCACCCUCUUCAGCUUCUGGAACUCAUGGAUCUGGGAAAAGUACGUAGAGCAAAGGCCAUUCUGUCUCAUCUUGUUAAAUGCAUUGCUGGAGAAGUUAUUGUCAUAAAUGAAUCUGAACCCAGCCAUGAAAGGCGGCACCACUCUCUCUCCAUCUGUGCCAGUGGGAGCACUACACGGGAUCCAAAGACGUUCAGCCACCGCCUUAGUGAAGUUUCAGACUAUACAGAAAUAGAUUCUGUUCCACCUCUUCCUUUAUAUGCAUUGCUUGCUGCAGAUGAAGAAUGUUCAUAUGCUUGUACAGAGAAGUCGCAUAACCAAAGAAACAUUAACAAACAGAAUGUGCCAGAUGAAAACUAUGAAGAUCUUUUUCAGAAUUCCAGCCUACAUACAGAUGAUCUUACUUUGUGUGACAUAGAUGAAGAAGACAAAAAGCCAAAUGUUAUUGAUCUUUCUCAGUACAGUCCAACUUACUUUGGACCAGAGCAUGCCCAAGUUCUUUCCCGUCACUUGCUUCAUUCUAGUUUGCCUGGUCUGACCAGGAUAGAGCAGAUGUCAUUAAUGGCCUUGGCUGAUACCAUCGCGACUACCAGUACUGAUAUAGGAGAAAGCAGAGACAAAAACCAAGGAGGAGAAACACUUGAUGAAUGUGGCUUAAAAUUUCUUUUGGCUGUCCGUCUUCACACUUUUCUGACAACCUCUCUGCCACCUGCUCACAGAGCCCAACUGCUUCAUCAAGGUUUGUCUUCUAGUCAUUUUGCCUGGGCAUUUCAUUCAGUGGCAGAAGAAGAAUUGCUAACCAUGCUACCAGCAAUGCAGAAAGGUGAUCCCACAUGGCCAGAACUCAGAGCAAUGGGAAUAGGAUGGUGGCUUCGAAAUACUCAUAGUUUGCGCAGAUGCAUUGAGAAGGUUGCUAAAGCAGCCUUUCAAAGAAAUAACGAUCCACUAGACGCAGCCAUUUUUUACCUUGCAAUGAAAAAGAAGACUGUGAUUUGGGGGUUAUACAGAUCCCUAAGAGAUACUAAGAUGACACAGUUCUUUGGACACAAUUUUACAGAAGACAGGUGGCGCAAAGCAGCGCUGAAGAAUGCUUUUGCUCUGUUAGGAAAACAACGUUUUGAACAUUCUGCAGCAUUUUUCUUGCUGGCUGGUCACCUAAAAGAUGCAGUUGAGGUCUGUCUAGAGAAGCUACAUGAUAUUCAGUUGGCCCUUGUAAUAUCCAGACUUUAUGAAUCAGAAUUUGAAGUAUCUGGGACCUUCAAAUCAAUUCUGCAGAAAAGAAUUCUGGGAAGCCGGCAUCAUAGCAAGGAAAGUCCACUAAACACACACAGUGAUCCUUUUCUUCGAAGUAUGGCUUACUGGAUUUUGGAAGAUUAUAGCCAUGCUCUUGAUACUCUUAUAAGCCAACCCAGUGUGGAUGAGGGAGAUGAAGGAAGCAUCUCAAAUUGUCACCCUUCGGUAUUUAAUUUUUAUAACUACCUAAGGACACAUCCACUGUUGCUGAGACGCCAUUUUGGUUCUUCUGACUUAUCCUCUACAAGAAUUUGUGUAACUGGAGAAAAUGGACUAGCAGAUGAAAUCAAUUUAGAUGAAAGAAGAUUAUUCUUCACUGCAGCAUAUGCUCAUUUAAAAACUGGUUGCCCCAUGUUGGCUUUAGAAGUUUUAUCAAAGAUGCCAAAAGUGGUCAAAAAGUCAAGGACUUUAGGAAAAACACCUAGCUUGAUGGAUACGAGCAAAGACAAUUCAUCUGCUUCUCCAGGACCAGUGGAAUCAAGGGAUGACCAGUCCCCCAGCAGUGACUGGUCACAAGCAGUAGUAAACGGUUUAGGAUCAUCUUCAGACUUCUCAGACAAACAUUCAAGCUCUGCACUUUCUUUUGAUUGGAGUCAGCCAAGUAUGACAUUGCCAGAUGAACCUUUGGAGCUAAAGUGGGACAGUGACAAAGGUGAAGAAAGUGAAGAUUCUUGUCUUGAAAUGAAACCUUUGCAAAAAACAGUACAUGAGAAGCCAAAUGAAGUUAGUACUAGCUACACAGAAACGUACAGUGCAGCUAUUGAAGAUGACGCUUUAAGUUUAUCAGAAGACAUCAUUUCAACGCAGCUGAAAUUUAGGGCCUGCUUGAAGAUUCUCACCAUGGAACUCCGUACGUUAUCCACUGGCUAUGAGGUAGAUGGUGGAAAAUUAAGAUACCAGCUUUAUCAUUGGCUUGAAAGAGAAGUGGUAGCUCUUCAAAAGACUUGUGAUUAUAAUGUAGAAGCAGAAGAUAUUCAGUCAGGAAUUAGCCCAGUAGUGGAUGAAGCCUCAUUAAGUGAAACAGCUGAAGAACUGUCUGACAAACAGCUAAAAGUUCAGCAAAAGGAAAAUUCUCAGAGAAGACAGUGGCUUGUGAAAUACCAGUCACUUUUGAGGAUGUUUCUAAGUUACUGCAUCCUCCAUGGAUCACAUGGUGGAGGUUUGGCAUCUGUAAGGAUGGAACUGAUUUUGCUUCUACAAGAAUCCCAGCAGGAACAGACAGAGCAAUUGCCUACUAAUAAUAUAUCAGAAGAAAAUUCAAUACCACUUCUGUUCGCCUGUACUGCAAGUGCCAAAACUGUGGUGGCCAAUCCAUUGUUACAUCUUAGUAACCUGACACAUGACAUGCUACAUGCAAUAAUAGACCUUGAUUCUCCACCUCAUCCAGAUAUACAGAACAACAAGAUACACGUAAUGCAUACAUUAGCAGCAUCUCUGUCGGCUUGCAUAUACCAGUCCCUUUGUGGAAGUCACAACUAUAGUUCAUUACAAGCAAAUCAAUUCACUGGAACAGUCUACCAGACUCUGCUGCUUUCUCAUCGACGUUCUUUAAGAACUGCAAGCUUAGACGAAACAGUAACUCCCAAUACUGCACCAGCUCAAUGGCCAGGAAUAACAGCUUUAAUACAGUUAUUGAAUUGUGCUGGGGAAGAAGCCCAACCUGGGAUCACUAUUUUGCUAUGUGAAAUUCUGACAGCAGUCUAUCUUAGUCUCUUCAUCCAUGGUUUGGCCACACAUUCCAGCAAUGAAUUGUACAGGAUCGUGGCCCAUCCUCUUAAUGACAAAAUGUGGUUUGCUGUCUUCGGUGGAGGAGCUAAGAUCCCUAAGAGAGGACAAAUCCAACAAACAGCAAAAACGGGUAGGCACUUCCCUAUGCCUAGCCCACAUCAGGUAGUAGUAUUCUCCAUGGAAUGCGUGGGGUUUACCAAAUCUCUAACAGCCAUCACUACUCAUAGCCCUACCAAACUUGCAGCUUGUCCUCCUGUAGAUGAUGGCGAGAAACAGCAUAAACGGUUUAGGCUGUCAUCAAAAUCAUCUCCAAAAGAGAGUUUGCAUCCUACUUCUCUACUCUUGGUCGAGCAAGAUUCUUCAAAUUACAGAGAGAAGUUUAUCCCCCCUGAACUUAGUAUCUGGGACUAUUUCAUAGCAAAGCCAUUUUCUCCAUCAUCACAAAUGAAAGCUGAAUAUGAUUCUGAGGAAAGUCCAGAAAGCAGUGAUGACGAAGAUGGUGAUGAUGAACAUUUGAAGCUUCAAGAACACUCUAAUUCAAAUUCAUAUAGUUGGUCACUGAUGAGACUGGCUAUGGUUCAGCUGGUUCUUCAUAAUUUGAAGAUUUUCUAUCCUUUGGCUGGGCAUGAUCUUUCAGAUCUUCCAGUUAGCUCUCCACUGUGUCACACAGUUCUAAAGGUACUCCAGCGCUGGGAACAAGUUCUUCUCAGACGACUUGAGAUGCAUGAUGGCCCACCAGAAAAUUUCAUUUCUGUUCGUACUUCAGAAGAUGCAUCCUCUUCAGGUCCUGCACUGCUCCGUCACAAAGCGCUGCUGGAACCUACAAACACCCCUUUCAAGUCUACAAGUAACAGUGCCCUGUCUGUGAAGAGGCUUUGGCAGUAUCUCAUUAAACAAGAAAUGGUCCAGGAAACCUUCAUCAGAAACAUAUUUACAAAGAGAAGACGCUUAAAUGAGUCAUUAGAAGAACAAAAUGAACCUAUCAAAAGUACCCCAGUUGAAGAACAUGGAAAUAAGAUAGAGUAUGAUAUGGGAUAUCAAGGAAGUAAAGCAAGAAUCAUCCACAAAGAAUCUGACAUUAUUACUGCUUUUGCUGUCAAUAAGGCCAACAGAAACUGUAUUGCUAUAGCUUCCAGUCAUGACAUUCAAGAGCUAGAUGUUUCUGGAAUUCUAGCUACACAGAUUUACGCUUGGCUUGAUGAUGACUUAGAAACAGAAGCUAAAGGAUCUGAUGACUACUUAGUUAUACAUGCUCGUGAUGAACUAGCCAAUGUUCAGGGAACGACACCAUAUACUCACAGCAAUCCUGGCACUCCAAUCAACAUGCCUUGGCUCGGUAGUACCCAGACUGGAAGAGGGGCUGCUGUGAUGAUCAAGAAGGCUAUCAAUAAUGUCCGAAGAAUGGCUUCCCACCCAACACUGCCUUAUUACUUGACAGGUGCUCAGGAUGGUAGUGUGAGAAUGUUUGAGUGGGGUCAUUCUCAGCAAAUUACAUGUUUCCGGUCUGGUGGCAACUCUAGGAUUACACGGAUGAGAUUCAGUUAUCAGGGCAAUAAGUUUGGGAUCGUUGAUGCUGAUGGAUAUAUAAGCCUUUAUCAGACAAACUGGAAAAGUUGCUUACAUACUGGAAACACACCCAAACCAUAUUUGACUUGGCAAUGCCAUAACAAAACAGCCAAUGAUUUUGUUUUCAUCAGUUCUUCAUCUUUGAUAGCCACCGCUGGGCAGUCUACUGACAACAGAAAUAUUUGCCUGUGGGAUACUUUGGUUGCACCUUCUAGUAGCUUAGUGCAUGCUUUCACCUGUCAUGAUACUGGAGCAACAGUCUUAGCAUAUGCUUCCAAACAUCAGCUGUUAAUAUCUGGGGGCAGAAAAGGUUAUACCUGUAUAAUUGAUCUUCGUCAAAAGCAACAACGACAGCUUUUCCAGAGUCAUGAUUCUCCAAUUAAAGCAAUUGCUGUGGAUCCAACAGAAGACUAUUUUGUCACAGGGUCUGCUGAAGGGAAUAUAAAGGUAUGGAGUCUGUCUAACUUCAGUCUUCUUCAUACUUUUAUCAACGAACAUUCUCGACAGUCUAUUUUCAGAAAUCUUGGGACAGGUGUCAUGCAGAUUGAGACAGGACCAGCAAAUCACAUAUUCUCAUGUGGAGCUGAUGGGACAGUAAAGAUGCGAAUCUUGCCUGAUCGUUUUAGCUCAUUCAGUGACGUGUUGAAAAAUGAUGUAAAACUCAUGCUCUAG